CCUUUACAAGACUGUACAAAUCAUAAUCCAACUAAGCUAUAGUAUAUGUCAUCUCUCUCCUCUAUACCUAUGUACUAUAUAGUUAGGCUUCUCCUUUUUCUAAGGCGACAGUUAUUUCAACUACUUUCAACCUCACUCUCUUCCGAUUCUUUUGAUACCAUAAUUUUUGGUUCUUUUUCUGUAAUCGGGUAUAGGCUAUGGGGGAAGAAGAAGCCAAGAAAGUGGAGAGUGGUGAUGAGAAAGCCAUAGUAUUAUCAACUGUACCUCCUUCUGAACAAGUGGAUGACAAGCCUGAUGAUUCCAAAGCUCUUGCCAUCGUCGAACCCGAAACUAAAGCUAUAGUACCUGUUGUUGAGAAAAGGGGAUCUGUUGACAGAGAUGCAACUCUUUCACGAUUAACGACGGAGAAGAGAUUGUCGCUAAUCAAAGCAUGGGAAGAAAGUGAGAAAUCAAAAGCUGAAAACAAAGCUCAGAAAAAGGUGUCUGAAAUUCUUGCAUGGGAGAACAGCAAGAAAGCAAGCUUGGAGGCUGAGCUAAAAAAGACUGAGGAAAAGUUGUUGAAGAAGAAGGCAGAGUACAUUGAGAAAAUGAAAAACAAGAUUGCUCUACUCCACAAGUCAGCAGAAGAAAAAAGAGCGAUGACUGAAGCUAAACGUGGAGAAGAACUUCUUACCGCAGAGGAGAUUGCAGCAAAAUGCCAUGCCACUAAUACUACUCCAAAGAAACCACUCUUCGGAUGUUUUUGAAGUGGAAAAUACCAGAUCUGCAUCACUGGUUAUAUUAAAGUUGUACAGUGAAGUUUGUGGAUUGGGAAUUUAUUUGCAUUAGAAACAUCGUGUGAUUAUGCCUUGUUGAAUCAAUUGUUUUCGUUAUUACGAGUGCAUAACAAUGUAAUUUGAGUGUAUAUAUCACCUGGAGAAAAUUAACCUGGAAUUGUAUUGAAAAAGCUUGAAACAGACCUUCCAUGUUA
Lycium ferocissimum is the source of this 970-nucleotide messenger RNA. Its product is annotated as remorin-like. Lineage: Eukaryota; Viridiplantae; Streptophyta; Magnoliopsida; Solanales; Solanaceae. The transcript is spliced from 5 exons. The record is from RefSeq and is a predicted model, not a curated record. Bases 198 to 746 code for a protein of 182 amino acids.